GAGGGGAGCCUGUAUGUUGGAGAGUAGUCUUACCAGGGUCAUGACAACGUAGAACAUCAUGCUACCAACUUAUGCCAUCAUCUUUCUAGAGAUUAUAGUUCUAGUAACUAGUCAAAAGAAAGAAGAAAAAAAAGACGACAUCGAGUUCGUCUGCCCUGAAGAAGCUGGAAAUGGGAAUUUUGCCGAUCCUGCUACAUGCAGACGAUUCUACCAGUGCGUUGACAACUAUCCUUACCUAAACCGAUGCCCAUCGGGUCUUUAUUUCGACGAUGUUAACAAAUUGUGCACUUUUAAGGCGGAAGCACGUUGUGGACCGCUUCCAACAACUCCGGCUCCAAGCACCGAGCCGCCUGUAGACUUGGCUGAGAAGUGCGAUUUAUCUCAAUGCCAGCUGCCGUACUGCUUUUGUUCACGAGAUGGGACGCUUAUCCCUGGCGGCCUGGAUCCUGAAAAGACACCUCAAAUGAUCCUGCUGACAUUCGACGGUGCAGUGAACUUGAACAACUUCGACCACUACAAAAGGGUCUUCUCUGAAAACCGUCAGAACCCCAAUGGAUGCCCCAUCAAAGGGACUUUCUUCAUCUCCCACGAGUAUUGCAAUUAUAACAUGGUCCAGGAGCUGGCCCACGAAGGCCAUGAAAUUGGAACGGAGACAAUUUCUUUGCAGAAUGGUCUCCAAGACAAAGGAUAUGAAGAAUGGGUCGGCGAAAUGAUCGGGAUGCGAGAAAUUCUUAGGCAUUUUGCAAACAUAUCUAGAAGUGAAAUCGUUGGUAUGAGGGCACCGUUCUUAAAACCAGGAAGGAAUACGCAAUACCAGGUUAUUGAAGACUUUGGUUUCAUUUAUGACAGCUCUGUGGGAAUCCCACCCUAUAAAGUCCCGAUCUGGCCUUAUACUUUAGACUACAAGAUCCCUCAUGAAUGCAAAUCUGGGACAUGCCCCACAAAAUCAUUUCCAGGCAUCUGGGAAGUUCCAUUAAAUGCCCAUUUUGUUGAGACAUACGAGGGUGGCCAUUGCCCGUACCUAGACCAAUGUGUGCUCCAUAAUCACGAUGCCACCGAGGUCUUUGAAUGGCUCAGGGAAGAUUUUGAACGCUACUACAACCAAAACCGGGCACCUUAUAUGAUGCCGUUCCACACCAACUGGUUCCAGAUCAAGGAGCUGGAAAAUGGCCUUCAUAAAUUUAUUGACUGGGCUAGCAACCUAGAGGAUGUUUGGUUUGUGACUGUUACUCAAGCAUUGACUUGGGCUACAGAUCCAAAAUCUACAAAAGAGUUGAGCACAUACGAACCUUGGAAAUGCAACAAAAAGGAAAAUCUUCCUCCAAAGCCGUGCAAUCUACCUAACAAAUGUGCUCUCUCUUUCAAGCCCCCAGAGGCCAACUUCACAAGUACAAGGUAUUUAACAACAUGCAGAGAGUGUCCUAACAAGUACCCAUGGCUCGGCGACUCCGAGGGUACAGGAAUCGCUGGAAGGGAUGUCUACCAAAGGGAAAACUAAUCAUCUCAAUAUUCUAAAUAAAAGGCUGCAGUUUUAAAUGUUUCAAAAUGAGGAAACAGUCGUAUUUCUCAUAACAAACCAUGAAGACUUGUAAUGUACAGGUGAUGUCGUGUAUAUACAAUAUUAAACAAAUAUCAUCUGUA
Molecule: messenger RNA, 1641 nt
Organism: Cimex lectularius (bed bug)
Lineage: Eukaryota; Metazoa; Arthropoda; Insecta; Hemiptera; Cimicidae
Gene: Cda4
Exons: 10
Coding region: 59-1498 (479 amino acids)
Biological process (GO): carbohydrate metabolic process
Cellular component (GO): extracellular region
Molecular function (GO): chitin binding
Source: RefSeq, a predicted model, not a curated record